AUGGCGGGGGGCCGCAGCAAGAGGGGCGUCGUCAGCAGGGGCGUCGUCAGCAGGGGCGGCGACAGCAGGGGUGUCGUCAGCAGGGGCGGCGACAGCAGGGCGUCGGUCAGCAGGGGGGGGGGCGGCGGCAGCAGGGGCGGCGGCUCAGGCAGUGGGGGUGGCGGCAGCAGGGGCUCGUCAUCAGCGGGCGGUCGUCAGCAGGGGCGUCGUCAGCAGGGACGGCGGCAGCAGGGGGUGGGCGGCGGCAGGUCGGCGCCCAGUUGGCCCUCCGGCCCUAUCUGCCCUUUCCUCUAG
Molecule: messenger RNA, 294 nt
Organism: Macrobrachium nipponense
Lineage: Eukaryota; Metazoa; Arthropoda; Malacostraca; Decapoda; Palaemonidae
Product: rRNA 2'-O-methyltransferase fibrillarin-like
Exons: 1
Coding region: 1-294 (97 amino acids)
Source: RefSeq, a predicted model, not a curated record